This is a messenger RNA of Sipha flava (yellow sugarcane aphid), 1294 nucleotides long. Its product is annotated as vigilin-like. Gene Ontology annotation, molecular function: mRNA binding. The transcript has 8 exons. The record is from RefSeq and is a predicted model, not a curated record. Lineage: Eukaryota; Metazoa; Arthropoda; Insecta; Hemiptera; Aphididae. Gene Ontology annotation, cellular component: nucleus; cytoplasm. The annotation marks the transcript as partial.
UCCAGUUGAGGCUAGAAAUAAUUUAGUUAAAAUACAAGGUUUGAACGAUGAUGUAAAUAAAGCAUUUAAAUCAUUAGCUGAAUUGGCCGAAGUAUUGGAUGAAAUCAACUAUGUGAUGGAAAUUCCUAUUUUUAAACAAUUUCACAAACUUAGUGCUAGAAAGAGAGCAAUAUUUAUUAAAAAGAUUAGAGAAGAGACUGAUACGAGAAUAUUUUUACCACGCGAAGGAGACAAUAAGGGUGUUAUUAAAGUCAUGGGAAAUAAAAGAAAAGUUUUAAUCGCUUAUGAUAUGAUUAAAGAAAUACAAAAUGAAAUUGGAGACAUAAUAACAAAGGAAAUGGUGUUGGGAAAUGUUAAAGUUAGAAAUGCCAUUGUAAAUCUUGGGAAUAAAUUCAUUCAAUCUAUAAAAGAAGAUUUUGGGGAUAAUGUGACAUUGAAUUUACCAACUGUUAAAGGAGAUAAUACUAUAGUUAUCAAAGGACCCGAAGAUGAUGUUAAAAAUGUUAUUACACAAAUUCAGACAAUGGUUGAUGAAGUUCAUAAAUAUGUGUUUGAUUUGAAAGUAAAUCCGAAGUUUCACAAAUAUUUAAUUGGAACAAAUGGGGCCAAUGUUAAAAAGAUAAGACAUUUAACGAAUACAAGAAUAAUUUUCCCGCCUGAAACUGAUUCCACUAAUGAAAAUAUAACUAUUGUUGGUAAAAAAGAGAAUGUUAAUAUAGCAAAAGCAAAAUUUGAAGUUAUGAUAACCGAUAUUGGUAAAGUCAUGGAAGAACAUGCAGAAAUCAAUAAAAAGAAUCAUGGCACUUUAGUUGUCAAACAAAAAGAAUGUAUACACAAAUUGAAAAAUGAAUGUGGCGAUGUAAAAAUUGAAUUUCCUAAUCUUGGUGCUGGAGAUAGAGUUGUGAUCAGUGAUAGUAAAGCAGAUGUUGCUCUUUCUAAACAAAGACUUGCAGGCCAUGCUAAAGUUUUGAAAAACAUAAUUGAAGUGACUAUGAACGUUCCUCCAAAAUAUCAUGAUCAUUUUGUUGCCCACCACUCUGAUGUAAUAAACCAGAUAAGUGGGAAACAUAAUGGAGUUACUAUUAAAUUUCCACAAGCUAGUUCCAAUUCAAGUCAAGUUUUGAUUAAAGGCCACAAGGAUUAUGUUGAAAAAGUUAGAAAUGAAAUCAAUAAUAUUAUUAUUGACUUGCGGCGUAGCAGUGGUGCAGUAGAUGCGACGCACCGAGGCCCUCGUGAUUUGGGGCACUCAAUUCAAAAGAAAACUAAUAUGAAAAAAAAUAGAAGCUUGCGUUAA